CACCGAAACCGCACGGUGGCUCGCAGGAGCAAGUCGUGGCAAAUUGCGAGCUAUGACAGCGACUGUUUCCGGCUUUCCACGAAUGUAGUUCCUUAAAAAAAGAACGAACAAUUCAUAAUCGUGGUCCCCGGCCCGUCGUUCAUGAGCUUCUAGCCGAAAUAAGUCUCGGCGGAGCAACGUUCGAAGCCGGGAAGACGACGCCACCAUGGGUCUGUGCAAGUGCCCCAGAAAGAAAGUGACGAACCAGUUCUGCUACGAACACCGUGUUAACGUGUGCGAACACUGCAUGGUGGCCCAGCACCCUACGUGCAUAGUCCAAAGCUACCUCCAGUGGCUCCAAGACAGCGAUUACGACCCCAUAUGCCAGAUCUGCCGCAAGGAACUUUCCAACGGGACCUGCACUCGCCUACUGUGCUAUCAUGUUUUCCACUGGGCCUGCUUGGACGAGUAUUGCAAGCGGAUGCCCAAGACGACUGCGCCGGCCGGCUACGGCUGUCCGUCCUGUGGCUCGGCUAUCGUCCCAGCUAGCCACAUUGAGUCGCCAGUUGCAGACGCGCUCAACGUGCUGCUCAAGGCCGCAUCCUGGGCUAACGCCAGCCCUUCGAUACCGGAGAUCCCGCAGCAGAAACAGCCUUCGGGACCACAGGGCGACGUACACGAGGCGAGCGCAAGUUCGGCCAACUCAUUAGCCCAAUCAGCGCCUCCACCGUGGCGUGCACAAAGCAGCGCACCCAACGCUGCCCCGCCCAUGCACACGACCAUCGCUCCUGAAAACAGUGUCAACUACGGUACUGCCGCCAACAGCCACAUGACAUCAUCGCGGAAGAUAUUCACCGCAACCCAGGGCAACUUCGUCACAUCUGCUCCGGACUAUGAUGAGGACAAGUACAAACGACGAUCCGGAUUUGAGCUUCUGUCACGCUGGAUCAAGUCAAGGACAAUAAUGGCUGGCAGCCGCAGACGAGACCCGCACACGUUCCUCAAGCGCUGGGUUGUCCUUUCCAUCCUCAUUGUCCUAGGACUCUUCACCGUCGUCUAUUUUCUCAUGCACUGGGGCCGUGCCGCCGCGGAGUCGGACCCACUGCUAGAUCCCCGGCUCAAUCCGGACAUCAGAGUCCACGACGAGUCUCAAGACAUGCAGCCGCGCUGAGGUGUCGGCCAUUGGUGGG
Messenger RNA from Rhipicephalus sanguineus (brown dog tick), 1169 nucleotides. RefSeq names its product zinc finger protein-like 1 homolog. The coding region runs from base 206 to 1150 and encodes 314 amino acids. The record is from RefSeq and is a predicted model, not a curated record. The transcript is spliced from 6 exons. Gene Ontology annotation, cellular component: Golgi apparatus. Lineage: Eukaryota; Metazoa; Arthropoda; Arachnida; Ixodida; Ixodidae.